This is a messenger RNA of Eutrema salsugineum, 1785 nucleotides long. Its product is annotated as laccase-8. Gene Ontology annotation, molecular function: copper ion binding; hydroquinone:oxygen oxidoreductase activity. The transcript is spliced from 7 exons. The record is from RefSeq and is a predicted model, not a curated record. Gene Ontology annotation, cellular component: apoplast. Gene Ontology annotation, biological process: lignin catabolic process. Lineage: Eukaryota; Viridiplantae; Streptophyta; Magnoliopsida; Brassicales; Brassicaceae. The coding region runs from base 1 to 1785 and encodes 594 amino acids.
AUGGCAAAGUCAGCUAAUGUCCUUUCGAGAAGGCGCUUUCAUAUCGUUACAUCAACAAUGCCUCUCGCAAUCCAAGCUCUCUUCGUCGCUCUUCUCUUCUCUUCCAUUGCUUCAGCAGCUAUCGUCGAACAUGUUUUCCACAUCAAAAACGUCUUGGUGAAGCCGUUGUGCAAGGAGCAAAUGAUACCGGCCGUUAACGGAAGUCUUCCCGGUCCAACGAUAAACGUUAGAGAAGGCGACACUCUUGUGGUUAAUGUCAUCAACAACUCAACCUACAAUAUAACUAUCCACUGGCACGGAGUGUUUCAGUUGAAGAGCUCAUGGAUGGACGGUGUGAAUAUGAUAACUCAAUGUCCGAUUCAACCAAGUAAUAACUUCACGUAUCGAUUCGAUAUCACCGGACAAGAAGGUACAUUAUUAUGGCACGCACAUGUUUUAAAUCUGCGAGCGACUCUUCACGGGGCUCUCAUCAUCCGUCCCCGAUCUAGGCGUCCUUACCCUUUUCCUAAACCCUACAAGGAAGUUCCUCUCAUUUUUGGACAAUGGUGGAACAUGGAUGUUGGACUUCUCAACAUACGGCCAGCUCCGCUCUCCGAUGCUUACCUCAUCAAUGGCCUUGCUGGAGAUUCAUAUUCUUGCUCUAAGAAAAGGAUGUUUAAGCUCAAGGUAGUACAAGGGAAAACAUAUUUGCUAAGGAUUAUAAACGCAGCGCUCAACAGUCACCUUUUCUUCAAAAUAGCCAAUCACAACGUGACAGUUGUGGCUUUAGACGCUGUCUACACAACGCCUUACGUUAGCGAUGUCAUGAUCUUAACACCUGGACAAACCGUGGACGCACUUUUGACCGCGGACCAGCCCUCGGGAUUGUACUAUAUGGCCAUCAGCCCUUACACUAGUGCACAUGGACAACCGUUCCCGGCCCAAGUCACCCGAGGCCUAAUCAUCUACGAGGAUACUGUCAAAUCAUCAUCCUCAGUGAUGCCAUUGAUGCCUGAGCUGAAUGACAUAUCCACUGCUCAUAGGUUCUCCUCGAACAUCACCGCCCUGGUGGGUGGACCCCAUUGGACGCCAGUGCCUCGCCAUGUGGACGAGAAAAUGUUCAUAACGGUUGGGUUUGGCUUAGAGCCAUGUCCUUUGGGUACUAAGUGUCCUGGAUACUUAGGUCAACUCUACGCUGGCUCUCUCAACAACCGUUCAUUUAUGUAUCCGGAAUCAACUUCUCUGCAAGAGGCUUAUUUCUACAACAUCACUGGAAUCUACACCGACGAUUUCCCCGACCAGCCACCGCUUAAAUUUGACUAUACAGAUUUCGUAAUGCGUACGGAAUCUGACUACAAGAUGAUGUUUCCGGAGAAAAGGACUAGCGUCAAGACACUUAAGUUCAAUUCUACAGUAGAGAUCGUUGUGCAGAACACAGGGAUAGUCACCACGGAGAGCCACCCAAUGCACCUUCACGGCUUCAAUUUUUAUGUGUUGGGUUAUGGAUUCGGCAACUACGAUCCAAUCCGCCAUGCAAGAAUGCUAAAUCUACUUAACCCGCAAAUGCACAAUACCGUCGGUGUACCACCAGGUGGAUGGGUUGUCCUCAGAUUUAUCGCCAAUAAUCCUGGUGCAUGGAUGUUCCAUUGUCACAUGGAUGCACAUUUACAGUACGGAAUUGGUAUGGCUUUCAUAGUUCAAAACGGGGAAACGAGCUUGCUAUCUCCGCCGUCGAAUCUUCCACAAUGCACUCGGGAUCCAACGAUUUAUGACUCUCCCACGGCUAAAGUUGAUUUUUCUUACUAG